UUUCACAACAUAUACACAUAUCAUCAACUUUCCACACCUGUGGAUAUCUCACACUGCAUCAGAAGCUCGUAUGCACAUGAAAAACGUUCUCAAAACAUUUUUUUUUACAAAAAGGUGUGGAUCAAUGGCCAAAAUCCUAAGUAGUCGUCCAAGCACAGAAUAGUUGAAGACCAUACCUCAUCUUGGCUUCAACUCUAGCUCCUCUCCCACCUAACACUUAUCUACUGCUGCUGCUGAUGAUCUGCUUACACAUAGCAUAAGCAGAGAAGAAGAAUAAAAGAGGGCCAGCUCAUGGCUGAGUGAGACAAUCAUUGCAUUGUGAGUCCAUAACAUAGCAUACCCCUACCAUACAUCUAGCAAACAAGCCAAAGCACUAGGAUCAGACCUCAGCCAUCCGACAUCCCAAUAGGAAAAAGACUCAACCACCUUGACUUAUGCAUAUGCAUCUUAUCAUGUUUUACUUAUAGGCGCCUGGCUACUCCCAUUCUAAUAACUCUCCCGGGAAACAUACUCCAUAUCCCGUCGGAUGUAGUCAUACAUACCCCAACAUCCCGUCGGAUGUGGUCAUACAUACCCCACACCACUAUGGGUGUAUUCAUACCCCGACACAACUCUAGGUGUGGUCAUAUCUCGUAAGAAUUCUUCAGUCACCACCACAUGAGAGGUGUGACUAUCAUACAUAUCAUAAUAGAGUAAUAGCGUAGGGAGCCCUAAUUACUAUUUAGUUGACCGUGAGACCAAAGUACUCUUACUUGAUAUCCUUAUACAUGAUUGAUAGACCGUCAUUUACACAUGUUUUUACCCCCAUUCUUACACCGUUUGAGGUGUUGAUUCUCGUGUUUUAGGCCGAUUUCACGCUAGGUUGUGCUUGUUUGUGAUGUUUCAGGUCCUAGUACGUGAAUGAAGGCUUAGGAGCGAGUCUGGGGUCGAUUGGACGAAGAACGGACGAAUGGCGAGGUUUUUGGGGAGCUGCACGGGCAGACCAGGGAGGCUGCACGGCCGUGCACGUGAGCAAUAUGGUCGUGCGCCUUAUGCCGAGGACACGCACGGGCAACCCCUGAAGCUCGCACGGCCGUGCACCCUGGCCGUGCGAGAGGGCUGAAGUUCGACUAAAUGACACGCCGCGUUUUGAGUUGCACGGCCAGAAUGGUGAUAUGCACGGCCGUGCACCCUGGCCGUGCGAGUCGGGAUUUCCCGGUUUUAAGCCAAAUUCCGAACCAAAGAGGAGGGAGAGCUGGGUUUUGGAUCCCAAACACCCAAGGGACGAACCCUAGAGAGAGAGAGCGACUUGGGAACAUUCUUGGAGCUAUUUUGGAGGAUUUCUUCGCCAUUGGAGCUCGGGAAUCAAGCUUGGAGAUGGAGAUUGAAGAUCUAGAUCAGAUUUCUGCAGUCUCUCUCUUCUCUAUGGAGUAACUUCCCUUCACUUAGGUUUUGAGGAACCUUAGUUCCAUGAGUUAGGAUCUUUCUUGUAUGAAGUUUUGGAUGCUAUAUUGUUUGAUUAUAAUCGAAUGAUGCAUGUUUAUUGAGUCAAUUGAAGUCUGAUCAACUUUUCCUGAUUUCUGCUGCAAUCUGAGAUAGAUAGAAUCUGAUUAGGUUGCUAGAGUCUCAUCAUUCGGUAGUAGGAGAUUGGCUAUACGAGAGUUAGCCAGUUUACUGCUUUGUACUGGAAUCCAAUUCCAGUAGUGGAGUUCUGUGCUUAUUGCUUCAGCUUUCUAUCCCGGUGAAGACUAGUCGUCUGCCGGAUAGUUAGACUGAGAGGGCUUGGUCAGCUUAAGAGAUUCCAAGCUACUGUCGGAUCUUCCGCAGUUUAAUCAACAGUAAAUCAACCA
Messenger RNA from Linum trigynum, 1829 nucleotides. NCBI's taxonomy places the organism in Eukaryota, Viridiplantae, Streptophyta, Magnoliopsida, Malpighiales, Linaceae. The record is from the annotation of a GenBank genome assembly.